Molecule: messenger RNA, 820 nt
Organism: Bipolaris sorokiniana ND90Pr
Lineage: Eukaryota; Fungi; Ascomycota; Dothideomycetes; Pleosporales; Pleosporaceae
Exons: 1
Coding region: 89-718 (209 amino acids)
Source: RefSeq, a predicted model, not a curated record
CGUCUAUUGUUGACACUAUUUUCAGUCAUUUCGGUCAUGGCAAGGUGUUGAGUGUCUGGGUUGUAUUUGGCUUCAUUAAACUACGGGCAUGGGUACUGGCGCGGAAUCUCCUGGGCUAUCAUGCCCGUUGGACGUGGACCUCUUUCCAGCAUACAGCGAUGAUUCCCCCUUGUGCGAUUGCUCAUUUGGUAUCCCCAUGGAGUUCGGAGAGAGCUUUUAUCUAUUUUCUGAUUUUUUUUUAUUCCCUCCCUAUGCACGGUCCUUGGGCUUGCAUUUAUCCAGAGUAUUUCUUCUGUCAUUUUCGCAGGAAAGCCGAAUUGCAUGGGCAUUCCUAUGUUCAUGCUGUGAGCGUAUCUUUGGGGUUUUUUCGAUGUUGUUUGUCUCUUAUUCAUUUGCAGCACAUUUAUUACUGGUACUCAUUGUUCGGCGCGACCAAGUUCUAACGGGCAUUGGCUUUCCAUGGGCGAUUAGCAGAACAUGCAGAUGCCGGUGUCUUUGCAUGGAGAGCACUUGGAUUAGUUUACGAUUGUUUCUUCUCGUUUUUUUAGGGGCUCAUUUACACGAUAGAUGCGCAUGCAGCGCUACGGUAUGUCUGGGAUGGACACUAUCCUGUCUUUACAGCGUAUUGAUUCGUUGGCAUUCACGUUUCGCUCAUGCUCCCCUCGCAGUGGCUUUUGCUCUGUAUGCAACGGCCUUGUUAUACUCAAUACCCUUUUAAAUGCAAAUGUGGAGUUAGGGAUGGAAACUAAGGUGCGUCUAACAAGACCUCAUUGACCAUGGUGAUGCAAUGCUUUCGUUUGUUGUUUCAUGUGUGAUUGGG